Molecule: messenger RNA, 1573 nt
Organism: Balaenoptera ricei (Rice's whale)
Lineage: Eukaryota; Metazoa; Chordata; Mammalia; Artiodactyla; Balaenopteridae
Gene: ZNF362
Product: zinc finger protein 362
Exons: 9
Coding region: 308-1558 (416 amino acids)
Biological process (GO): central nervous system development; negative regulation of transcription by RNA polymerase II
Cellular component (GO): nucleus
Molecular function (GO): DNA-binding transcription repressor activity, RNA polymerase II-specific; RNA polymerase II cis-regulatory region sequence-specific DNA binding
Source: RefSeq, a predicted model, not a curated record
CGGCGCUGCAGACCCAGCCUCCCGCCGCCGCCGCCGCUGCCGCCGCCGCCUCGGCGCUUGCAGAACCCAGAAGUGAACAGCAGGCGACCCGGAAGGUUUGCGCGCGGCUCCGCACCGAGCCGGAGCCGGAGCCCGGAGCCGGAGCCCCAGCCCGGCCCUACUCGGGCCGCCGGGCGCGGGGCUGCGGCCGCGUCCCGGAGCCGCCGCCAGCACAGCCAGGUGCUGUUGGGAACACAGAGGAAGUGACUGACUGGGGGUUCAGGGAAAGCUCCGUAGAAGAGGGAACACUUGAGCUGGGUCUUGAAGGAUGAGUAGAAGUUCACCAAGUGGGAAAGGACACUCUAGGAUGGCCGAGCCUCGAUUUAACAACCCCUACUUCUGGCCCCCUCCUCCAACCAUGCCCAGCCAGCUGGACAACCUGGUCCUGAUUAACAAGAUCAAGGAGCAGCUGAUGGCGGAGAAGAUCCGGCCGCCUCACCUGCCGCCCACGUCGGCCUCGUCGCAGCAGCCGCUCCUCGUGCCGCCGGCGCCGGCCGACAGCAGCCAGGCCGUCAUGUCGCUGCCCAAGCUGCAGCAGGUGCCGGGGCUGCACCCGCAGGCCGUGCCGCAGCCUGACGUGGCGCUGCACGCGCGGCCGGCCACCAGCACGGUCACAGGUCUGGGGCUCUCCUCCCGGACCCCGGCUGUGAGCACGUCUGAGUCGAGUGCGGGCACGGGUACCAGCACCCCAUCCACACCCACCACCACCAGCCAGAGCCGCCUCAUCGCCUCGUCCCCCACCCUCAUCUCAGGGAUCACCAGCCCCCCCCUCCUGGACUCCAUCAAGACAAUCCAGGGCCACGGCCUGCUUGGCCCCCCGAAGUCCGAGCGCGGCCGAAAAAAGAUCAAGGCGGAGAAUCCAGGGGGGCCGCCUGUCCUCGUAGUCCCCUACCCCAUCCUGGCCUCGGGCGAGACUGCCAAGGAGGGCAAGACAUACAGGUGUAAGGUAUGCCCGCUGACCUUUUUCACCAAGUCUGAGAUGCAGAUCCACUCCAAGUCGCACACAGAGGCCAAGCCCCACAAGUGCCCGCACUGCUCCAAAUCCUUUGCCAACGCCUCCUACCUGGCCCAGCACCUGCGCAUCCACCUGGGCGUCAAGCCCUACCACUGCUCCUACUGUGAUAAGUCCUUCCGACAGCUCUCCCACCUCCAACAGCAUACCAGAAUCCACACAGGCGACAGACCCUACAAGUGCCCACAUCCUGGCUGCGAAAAGGCUUUCACUCAGCUCUCCAACCUCCAGUCUCACCAGCGCCAGCACAACAAGGACAAGCCCUACAAGUGUCCCAACUGCUACCGGGCCUACUCGGACUCCGCCUCCCUGCAGAUCCACCUCUCGGCCCAUGCCAUCAAGCAUGCCAAGGCCUACUGCUGCAGCAUGUGCGGGCGGGCCUACACCUCGGAGACCUACCUGAUGAAGCACAUGUCCAAACACACGGUGGUGGAGCACCUGGUGAGCCAUCACUCGCCCCAGAGGACGGAGUCCCCCGGCAUCCCAGUGCGAAUUUCCCUCAUCUGAGCCGACCCAAGGCGC